This is a messenger RNA of Mya arenaria, 860 nucleotides long. Its product is annotated as 60S ribosomal protein L8-like. Lineage: Eukaryota; Metazoa; Mollusca; Bivalvia; Myida; Myidae. Bases 8 to 784 code for a protein of 258 amino acids. Gene Ontology annotation, cellular component: cytosolic large ribosomal subunit; ribosome. The transcript has 6 exons. Gene Ontology annotation, biological process: cytoplasmic translation. Gene Ontology annotation, molecular function: structural constituent of ribosome; RNA binding. The record is from RefSeq and is a predicted model, not a curated record.
UUGAACAAUGGGCCGUGUUAUCCGGGCACAGCGUAAGGGUCCAGGUGGUAUUUUCAAGGCCCAUACCAAAAACAGGAAGGGAUCUGCCCAGCUCAGAGCUGUGGACUAUGCGGAAAGACAUGGAUAUGUGAAAGGUGUUGUUAAGGACAUUGUCCAUGACCCUGGUCGUGGUGCCCCCCUGGCCAAGGUUACAUUCCGUGAUCCUUACAGGUACAAACUUAACCAGGAGACAUUCAUUGCCACAGAGGGCAUGUACACAGGACAGUUCAUCUACUGUGGAAAAAAAGCUACCCUGCAAAUUGGCAACAUUCUGCCAGUCGGUUCCAUGCCUGAGGGAACAAUUGUGUGCUGUGUUGAGGAGAAGACCGGGGACAGAGGCAAGCUCGCCCGUGCGUCUGGAGACUACGCCACUGUCAUCUCACACAACCCCGACACAAAGAAGUCACGAUUAAAGCUGCCAUCGGGCUCCAAGAAAGUUGUACCUUCAGCCAACAGAGCUGUUGUAGGUAUUGUUGCUGGUGGUGGACGUAUUGACAAGCCAAUCCUCAAGGCUGGCCGUGCCUACCACAAGUACAAGGCCAAGAGAAACUGCUGGCCUAAAGUCCGUGGUGUGUGCAUGAACCCCGUUGAGCAUCCCCACGGUGGUGGUAACCAUCAGCAUAUUGGUAAGGCCUCCACAGUCAGACGAGACUGCUCUGCUGGUAAAAAGGUGGGUCUUAUUGCCGCCAGAAGGACCGGUCGUCUGCGUGGUACCAGUUCUAUCAAGGCAAAGGACAAGGAGUAAAAGUGUUAUGGACCUUAACUUAUCGAGCCUUUCUGACAUAUAUGUGUACAGCAGGCAAAAUAAAGAAAGAAACAAG